Vicia faba (fava bean) is the source of this 702-nucleotide messenger RNA. NCBI's taxonomy places the organism in Eukaryota, Viridiplantae, Streptophyta, Magnoliopsida, Fabales, Fabaceae. The record is from the annotation of a GenBank genome assembly.
AUGAUUACUUCUGAGUCUUCGAACAACAUGCAGCUACGACUGCUAGAUGGUACUGCUAGUAGUGUUAAUGUGAUGAGCAACCUCGCACAUGUCAUGGCAGCCUCCAUCGUCGGAUUAAUCGGCCGUGUUGCCAAGCUUGAGAUUUUCUCUCACUAUGUUGCUAGGAAAAUGGGAUUUGUAGAUGCCGGUGAGAACCGAGCUUCAUUUAUCAUUACCCAGGUAUUAAGUUCUCAGUCCCAACCCAAAAUAAAUCUCAAAAAUAUUCUUUUGGAAGCGACAAGGGAACAUAGGUUUGAGAGAAUAAUAAAGAAACUAAAGGUGGCUAGAGUGUUCUCUACAUUGGUUGAAGAGAUUAAAGCAAUAAAGGGCGACUCGCAAAGUUGUGAUGACAAGGUCUCCAUUGUCCAGAGUGAGAGGAGUCCAGUGUUGCUGCUUAUGGGUGGAGGCAUGGGAUCUGGAAAAAGCACUGUUCUUAAAGACAUUCUUAGAGAAGCUCUUAACUCUAAGGGCCACCAUGAUGAAAUGCUUCAAAGUGCUGAACUGGUGCAUCAGACUUCGACUGAUGCUGCAUCAUCUCUACUAGUGACAGCUUUAAAUAAAGGGCGAGAUGUGAUCAUGGAUAGUACCUUAGCAUGGGAACCUUUCCUAGAGCAAACUAUUGCUAUGGCAAGAAAUGUUCACAAAAAGCGAUGUCUAAGGUAA